UGAAUCUUUUCAGUUACAGCUGGUCAAUUAAGGUGUUAACAUCAAAUCUGUAUAAAAAACAAAAAAAAAAAAAUGAAGGUCGAACCUAGUAAUCCUGUACCAGCCUGGUUAACCAGAGAGUAUCUGGAAGCGGCAUUUCGCCGAUAUAAAAACGAUGACGCACUCCGAAUUACCGAACUGGACAUUAAGUGUGACACGAGUAAAGGCGAACAUUACUUAAGCGUUUUGACGCGCAUCAAAAUCAAAUUUCAGUUAAGCAACAACAUCACUGAAUGUGGCUCCUACGUUGUCAAGGCUUGUUACGAUGAUGAUCCUCUUUCCACACAAAUCAUCAGAGGCUAUGAUGUCUACAACACCGAGAUGGUUAUGUACGACAAGGUCUUACCGAAAUUGUUGAAAAUACUGCAAGAAAUUGACAAUUGUGCCAAGCCAUUCGCGGACACCAUUCAUGUGGACUACGAACAUUCAGUCAUCAUACUGGAAGAUUUGGCAGUACUGAAUUACGGUACGGCUAAUCGGAUUGCGUAUUUGAAUGAGACAAAAGUGAAAUUAGUUCUAAGCAGCUUAGCCAAAAUGCAUGCAGCCGCCGCCGUGCUAAACGAACGUACGCCUGGGGUGCUGAACAAACUAAAUAUGGGUUUGCACAAUCGCUCAACAAAGGGUCUUGCACCGUACUUUGAAGGCUUUGUCGAGGUGUGCGCCAACUUUGCCGGCAAGUGCGAAUCGUUGGGCCCUUACUAUGAGAGGAAACUGCUGCAGCUGAAGCCAAAUGUGAUGGAAUACUCUGCAAGGGUGUAUGAGCCUCCACAAAGUUAUUUUCAGACGCUCACGCACGGUGAUCUAUGGACUAAUAACAUUCUUUUACGUUAUGUCGACGCAGAGGCUAAUAAAGUGGAGGGCAACUUGAAGCAACUUAAGAAUGCCGUUCUAAUCGAUUUUCAGUUCAGCAGUUGGUCAUCACCAGCAGUGGAUCUUCACUAUUUCUUCAACACGUCGCUGCCAAAUGAGUUGCGCAUAGACCGACAGGAUGAGUUGGUGCGGUACUACCACACCGUAUUAGCGGACACAUUGAGCCAGCUGAAAUAUAGUGCGCGUAUACCCAGUUUGCAUGAUAUCUGCGUGCAAAUGGAAGCCGGACGAUUCUAUGCGCUAACUUCUACAGUGGUUAACCAAUGUGUGAUGAUAAACGAUAAGGCCGAUGAUGCUGAGUUCAGAAACCUUAUCGGUUCAGAUGAACGCGCGUCUAAUUUUAGGGCCAAUGUGUACACCAAUAAAGCAGUGCAGGAGAAUAUUAAGUGCCUCUUGCCGUACUUCGAUCGCAAAGGACUGCUGGAUACGCCUCAACACGCUCCGAGUGUUCAGUUGUGCAAAGCGGCAUUUAUAUUUUUUGUGCUAAUCAGAAUGACUAAAACUACUGAACCCGCUGCGGCAUGGCUGACGAAGGAAUACUUCGAGUCAAUUUUACGUAAAUACAAAAAAGAUAGUAAUCUCACAGUCACCAGUAUUAUUGACGGUUCCGGUACAUCGAAGGGUGACAGUUACAUUAGCAAUAUGACGCGUGUCAAAGUGGAAUAUCUUUUGUCGAACAACAAGGAGCCACAAUACGGCUUUUACAUUGCAAAAACCAGUUUCGAAGGUGACCCAGUGAUUGAAAAAAUUAUGAAGGAUUUUGAUGCUUACGGCAGAGAGAUGUUUAUGUACGAUAAAGUGUUACCACAGAUGAACCAACUAUUGUUGGAGAUCGGAGACGACGAUAAACUCUUUGCCGACACAAUCCAUGUGGACUUUGAGCGUUCGGCGAUUAUUUUGGAAGAUUUGUCAGUGUCACACUUUGCAAUUGCUGACCGUAUAGCCGGCAUGGACGAGCAACAGGCCAAGUUGACUUUGAGGAAAUUAGCCAAAUUCCAUGCCACCGGUGCAGUGAUGAACGAACGCAUGCCGGGCGUUUUAACGAACUUGCAUGGUGGGUUCCUUAGACGCUCGAAUCACGCCUUUGAGCCUUUUUUCCAAGGUAUGACUGAGGUUUGCGCUGAUUUCGCCGGUGGCUGCAAAGAGUUGGGCGCUUACUACAAGGAAAAAUUGCUCAAAUUGAAGCCCGUCAUAUUCGAGUAUGCAGUGCGAAGUUUCGAUCACAAAGAAGGACACUUUCUGACGCUUGUACACAGUGACAUGUGGGCAACUAACAUAAUGCUGUCGUUUGAAACGGAAGGCCAAAAGAAUGGCACAAAAAGCGUUAAGGAUGCGCGCCUAAUUGAUUUCCAGUUCAGUAAUUGGUCGUCACCAGCAGUGGAUUUGCAUUAUCUAAUCAACACUUCGUUCGUGAGGGAGCUGCGUAUACAGCGCCAGGAUGAGCUUAUACAGUAUUACCAUGGAGUAUUGGCAGACACGCUGCGAAAGUUCAACUAUGGCGGUCAUGUGCCGACUUUGCAUGAACUGUGGGUGCAGCUGGAAGAUCGGCGAUUUUACGCUUUUACAUCAUCACUAGUAAAUCAUCCUUUAACGAUAAGUGAAACUACUGAAGACGCGGACCUUAGAAGUUUGACCGAGAUCAGCGAACGCUCCAGGAACUUUUACAAAAAUUUAUAUAGUAACAAAAGAGUUCAAGAUGUCAUGAAAACACUGUUGCCAUUUUUCGAUCGGAAAGGACUACUAGAUAGAGUAGAUUAGAUUAAAAACUCAUAAAAUAAUUAAGUAAAUAAGAUAAUGAAAUAGCACUAAACCAAGUAAAUGGAUUAAUUAUUACAUAAGAUAGGCAAGCAGAAAAGACACAAAUUUACUAUCAGCAUACCUUGUAAUCAGGCACCUCACACCGAUUAGAAGCCCAUUACUCUUAUCAAUGCGUGCAUACAGUGGUCACACAAUUUAUUCGUACACCCUGCGUAGAACGUGGAAAUUUUUAGCUUUGCGCAAAAUAUUUGCUGAGAAAAUAUAUACCUUUUGAGGUCACUGUAAGAAUGUUACAUUCCGAAUGAAUGGCCGCAAACAAAACUCCCGUUAUUUCGACUCACACUGAAGGGUUCUAAGGAAAGCAAGCAGACGUAGCAAAUUGCUGCAAAACAUUUAUUCGUACGCUAUCAGCUCAUGUUAUUGUUGCCGCAAAAGUAACAGUAAACUCGUUUGUGUUUUUACUAUCGUUUGUUGCUGAAAACGAAAUAAAGUUGGUUAAACGGGACGAA
Anastrepha obliqua is the source of this 3176-nucleotide messenger RNA. RefSeq lists its product as uncharacterized. Lineage: Eukaryota; Metazoa; Arthropoda; Insecta; Diptera; Tephritidae. The transcript has 4 exons. The coding region runs from base 73 to 2667 and encodes 864 amino acids. The record is from RefSeq and is a predicted model, not a curated record.